Molecule: messenger RNA, 562 nt
Organism: Mycena citricolor
Lineage: Eukaryota; Fungi; Basidiomycota; Agaricomycetes; Agaricales; Mycenaceae
Source: the annotation of a GenBank genome assembly
UGCAGAUGCUCCGGAGGUGGAGAUAGGCGUCUGAUGAAUUCAAUAUCGUCCCCAUCUUUCCAGAUCGGGCAUGGUGCCAAUUUUAGGACCGACGGGGCCCGCACCAGGAUCGGCGGUCCGUGGGCAUAUGCCAUUUGCCUCAUGCACCGCAUGCAUCUCUUCAGAAAUCACGAGCUCGAAUCGCACCUCGUAUUCGACGGGAGCCGCCGCUAGCGAAGAAGGAUACCGAGGUGGAUUUACACAAGUGCAGGCAGAGGAUCUCCCGCUGGGCAAUGCUUUGACAAAGCAAGGUGGAGCGUCACAGGCGCAGCACCACUACGUCAAGUUCAUUCGACGGAGCUCCUCGGAUCGCGUGCGAAGUCAUCGAACUGUGUCCCAUAUUAUCAGGGCAAAAUAGGGCGGCUUCGAGCCUCAAAUCCUUUUGCGUAGAGUCAGUGGAGUACCUCUUGGCACCCUAGGCGGCUAUCGCACAAUUGGCAUUCUUCGAGCACGUGGGCUUUGGCGAUGGGAUAAUCUCAGAAGACUCAGAUAUUUGUAUGCAUCGAUUGCACGAACUUCGCUG